AUGGUAACGGGGAGUGUGGGGGCUCUGGUACGGACGGUGGCCUCUGGCCUCCUGCUCUUCCUGGGGCUGCAUUGCCGCUGCCCUGCCCGGCCUCCUGCUGUCCCCCACCAAACUGGGGAGCCAUGGGGGUUACUGCCCCGCGUGCACCCCACUGUGGACAUCUCCAUCCUCAAAGGCGAGAAGAGCAAACCAGGGGUCGCAGGUCCCUCCAGCAACGGCGGGAAGGAGGGUCUGCCAGGUGCCCGAGGCCUCCAGGGCCGCAAAGGCCAGGGGCAGGCAGGGCCGCCGGGUUCCCUGUGUCCACGCACCUGCGCGGCCUUCUCGGUGGGCCGGCGGGAGGGCCUGCACAGCACUGACCGCUUCCAGGCUGUGCCCUUCGACACGGAGCUGGAGAACCUGGAGGGGGCCUUCCAUCUGCCGUCCGGCCGCUUCCUGUGUGCCAUGCCGGGCGUGUACUUCCUGAGCCCCAGCGUGCACACGUGGGACCACAAGGAGACCUACCUGCACAUCAUGUGCAACGGGCGGGCCGCCGCUGUGCCGUGCCAGCCCAGCAAGCACAGCGUCAUGCAGACCCAGAGCCUGGGGCUGCCACGCGCCGGCGACGCCGUCUGGGUGCGCGUGUUUCAGCGUGACCGCGACAACGCCAUCUACGGCGAGCACGGCGACCUCUGUAUCACCUUCAGCGGCCACCUGGUCAAGCCGGCCAUGGAGCUGUAG
Lutra lutra (Eurasian river otter) is the source of this 717-nucleotide messenger RNA. RefSeq names its product C1q and TNF related 8 (gene C1QTNF8). Lineage: Eukaryota; Metazoa; Chordata; Mammalia; Carnivora; Mustelidae. The record is from RefSeq and is a predicted model, not a curated record. Gene Ontology annotation, molecular function: protein binding.